CAUUCAUCCAUCAUAAUCAUCUCAAUUCAAUUCAAUAAUAAAUUCCCCAGAAUCGCUGAGGCAUCUCAUCCUUUAAAUCAUCAGCAGCAGCAUCAGCCACUUUAGAAACUUUCUCCACAAAAUUCAUUUUUUCUCCUUCUCUUUUCUUUUUUCCUUUCCCGCGCAUUAAUAAGAGUUCGAAAGUUCCUAUCAUUGAAGAAGCCGCCACCUUUUCAAUCACUCAUCUAUUACUACUCUACUACCAUUCUACGUCAGGCUACUACUGUCAUAGACUCAUAACUCUAUCGCGACUGCCAUUCAUCACAAGUUCGGCAAUCAUACUACACCACAUCCAAACACAACCAAACCAAAUCAGACCAGACCAGACCAGACCAGAUCAAACCAAACCAAACCAAACCAAACCAAACCAAACAAAUCAGCCAACCAACCAUAUUUUACCGUACCUUAGUCAUACGCCUACCUACCUUUUCCAUCUUUCAUCCAAGUUUUAAAAAGGACUGGACUGGACUUCUGAACUUGACACUAGUCAAACUUUUCCACUCGCAACCUUUCUCCAUUUCCCACCUUAUUCCAUUUCCCACCUUAUCUGGAAGGACUAGCUAGGACCUCCUCGACUCAAACAUCACGCCCCAAAAACCGGUCAUCGGAGUAUUUUACCAAGCCUAGUCCAUUCUGGGAAAUCCUCACAACCAAAACCAUCGUGCAAUAUUGAACUACCACAAAAUUAAAAUCAAUUGCGGUUCCCAAUUCCAUCAUUUCAAUCGACCCGUAACUCUGUCCAUCCCUAGGACCCAGUCUUUUCGCUCGGCCUUUGCUUUUCGCUCUUUCUCCUCAACUUUAGCGUAAGCUAAGCAAUCACUGAAGAUCGGCGAACAUCUCCAUUGACUAGCCAAAUCUCCCCCUCCUCAAAACCAUUGGAGUUAUUUAAAGAAGGAAAGAACCCCCCAGUCUGUCUGAACAACUUCUCCCAAAAUACACCUCACCUCAAACAUUUCACCUCAAACAUCUCUUUUCUCCAACGGAAUCGUAGAGUUCUUUUUAUAGUAAGCAGCAACCCUGCAUCACCAUAAAGUCCGAGCACUUCUACACCCACUCCACCUACCACAUCUAGUCUUCGACAAGACUAUCUUCCAAAUAUUUUCGCUGUAGUAUGUCCUUGGCCUCUACACAGCAUCCAUUAAACAAUUCUUUACCUACAACCACCAACGACGUCGAGAGCAAGAACGCUCCAGACGAAACAGAAGCAAAUUUAAGUACGCUUCUUGGGGCAUAUACAAACGGUCAGAAACACACCUCUAUGGAACGAGGUUCUACCGCAUACACGCAGUCAGGUUUGCAAACGCCCUAUCCACACGCGUUCACCGACGCUCAAUCUGAAGAAUCACCCGCAGAUAAUACAUCUGCUGCGCAGUAUCCACCGCAUCAAGAAGUUCGAUCGAGCAAUUACCCUGCAGCAGCUACUACCGCAUCCGAGUACAGUGCAGCUUAUCCACCAUCGUCGGCGCGUUCAGGCAACUUCUCCGAUCACUUACAAAGAACAUAUCAUUCAAGCAGUCAUAGUACUGGCAGUGGAGGAAUGGCUCAACCAACAAGUCCGUCAAUACCUUUGCAAGAUGGCCGUUCAGCCCAUCAAACCCCGCAAAUCAAAUCUGACCAGGAUGUUCCUAUAGAUCCAUCAAUUGCUGCUUCCAGCCCAACCUACGCGUCGCACCCCGGCCAACAUUCUCCAUACCCUCCACAAGACCAAUUGCAGUAUGGUUACUCCCAACAACACACCGGCGGCGCGAUGUACACCCAGCCAAGACCCGAUUGGGCCGGUUACGCAGGUCACCCACCUCACGCCAGUCAUCAUCAACCUUCUCACAAUGGAAUGAAUUAUCCAGUUAGUGGCGCCCCAAGCCAAUCAUCCGUAGCUGCUGGUGGACGGGGUCCAAGUCAAGUAAGUCGUGUCUUUCGUCCCAUCGAUGUAUGUGCAUCUAUCUACGCGCUUUUUUUUUAAGCGGGCUGAGGUGCACCGCGCAUAGACCUUAUGUGCAGAAGACUGUAGAGAAGUCGCGUCCUUUCAGUCAUGAUGAACCACUAAGAAUUAACAGGUCCGUCAGCAGGUCUAUUCAUUUGUACCAAUCCCUGGUUCUUCGCAACAGAAGCGUCCCAGAAGACGAUUUGAAGAGAUUGAACGUAUGUAUAAAUGUGGACAUCAAGGAUGUGAGAAAGCAUAUGGUACAUUGAACCACCUCAACGCACAUGUAACAAUGCAAGCUCACGGAAGCAAACGUACACCUGAAGGUAUGUAAUUCUUGUUUUCCUAGUCAAAUAUCCAUCGUGGCACGGAAUGUGUAUGGUGGCAGGGAUGGCUCUUGAAGAAUUUCUAUUUUCAGCCUUCAAGGGACCAGUUAGUCCUUGUUUCUAGGUAGUUUGUGCCGCUUUUGCUAGGUUUCGAAAUAGUGUCGGACUAAGGUUUGACGUCGGUUGGCCUACAGCCUUACCGACUAGCAUGGAUUAGCGGGAUCAAACGGGUCUGCUGUGUAACAUUGGCAAGCUAACACCUUGUGCUUACAGAAUUCAAAGAAAUCCGAAAGGAAUGGAAGGCUCGCAAGAAGGAGGAAGAAAUGCAGCGUAAAGAAGCAGAGGUUGCUCGCGCUGGUGGAGCUCCCACUGUUCCUGAGUCUCACGCUGAAGGCGCUCCAGCCCAAGGUUCUUAUGCGCCAGGUCGUAACGUUCAGCUUCCUCCUAUUGGAGCUCCCAUCAACUAUCAACCCGGUGCACAAGUUCCUAACCAAUAUCAACAAGCUCAAGCACCAGCUUCCUCUGUCCAGCAAUUGCAGGGGUAUAAUAAUGGUCAAGCUAACAUUGAUCACUAUGGUGGAUAUCCAGCAUCACCUUACGGCUCUUCAAACCAUAUCUACAAUCACCAAUGUCAUUAUCCCCUCACUCCUUAUUGUUAGUUCAUGAGUUAACAUUUUCUUUAGCUAAUUCAGCUCAACCUAAGUACGAGCAUUAGAUUGUAUCAUAUGUAUCAUAUUGGCUUUCCCCCUUGCGGUGGUUUCGGUUGCAAUUUUCUUUUUUCAAAGGUUUUAGAAGUAACUUUUCUACUCGGUUCGGAGCCGUACAUGGUUUAUGAUCAAUCACGUUUUUAUUUACGUGAAAAAACAUGGUACAUGGGAUGGUGGAAGGCUGCAUUCUCUUGCAUUUUGUUAUAUUUGUUACAUUUGUCACAGAGUGAUAAAUGCCCUAUUAAUUUUCAUUUUUGUGGAAAGAGGUUGGGGAGUUGGCAUGAACAACGAAAGGAGUUUGAUCCUGGAAGCUAUCAGGCUUCAUGAUGCGUCAAAGGAAAAGGGAUUCUUUCAGGUUACGGGCAAAGAAAGAAGAUGAAGCAUGGGUCAUGCAAAUUAUUUUGCCUCUGAUGUUGAGGAUGCAAUUAUGUUGGCUUUGCUGAGUUUUUCAUGGUAGUUUCAGAUACAUAAAUCAUCAUAGUUGUUAGAUGGCGUAUUCAGUUCAGUUUGUUUAUGUGUAUAUUGCCU
This is a messenger RNA of Sclerotinia trifoliorum, 3521 nucleotides long. NCBI's taxonomy places the organism in Eukaryota, Fungi, Ascomycota, Leotiomycetes, Helotiales, Sclerotiniaceae. The record is from the annotation of a GenBank genome assembly.